AUGGAGAAUGUUUUUGGAAGAGCUAGGAAUGAUCAAGCAGAGACAAGAAAAUAUGGGGUUAUGAGCAUGAAAGCUGGCAAGUUGAAUCGCAAACCUGGUACGAAAAUCCUGCAAGCAGAUCAUCGUAAAGGUAUCCUAUACCUACAGCUAGAAACAGAUGAAUUACUUCAUUUUUAUUGGAAAGAAAGGUCUAGAAACUCUUCAGAUGUAGAAGAUGAUUUUAUUAUUUUUCCUGAUGAGGCCAAUUUCAUUAAGGUCGAUCAAUGUACAACGGGUCGUGUGUAUGCUCUGAAAUUUAAAUCAUCAUCUCAAAUACAUUUUUAUUGGAUGCAAGAUUAUAGCGAUGAAAAAGAUGAGGAAAUGGUUUCGCUGGUAAAUCAGUUGAUUGCUGAUCCUUUCAACGUUACUAGAAGUAUUAACGCUCGAAAUAAUGCAUCCAGCCGUAGUCGUAGUAUGGACGAUACUUCAUCUGCGAGUCAAUUGCUGCAGCUAUUUGGGGCUGCUAGUCAAGAUUCCCUACAGGAUUUCAACUGGGAGGUGUUAUCUCCUACCGCUGAAGCACCUGGUUUUUUGCCCCGAUUUUCUCCAGUGAGUGAAUCUGCAAAUCAAUUUCAACCUACCAAUGGCUCUGGUGCAGAACUAAGAAGAGCAGGUCAAGCCAAUUUUGGCAUGGAUGAUCCCUCGGGGCCUGCAUUUGACGUGAAUGAAGAUUACUCUCGUUCUCGAACCUUAGACAUGCUUGAAGAGUUAUCAAGAUCUAUAGAGAUUAGUAACACUCCUGUUGAACCCUUUCCAAUAGAUGAUGAAAUGCAUCGGGUUAUUACACACCCAAGAAUUACUCAUAAACUCUUCCCUCAUGCUCCCCCAGAACUUAUUCGGAAUUCUAGGAAAGAUGAAUUGACUCAAAACCCAGAUUUUUACAAACAUUUUUCUUCUUUACAACGUGCAAUUGUAAAACCAGAGUUUGAACCUUUGCGUUCGUAUUUGCAAAUCUCGUCCGAUGAACUUUCUGGUUCGAACGGAUUUCAGAGACUUUUAAAGUCGAUUUACGAUCGCAUGGUGGCCGAAGGUGUGAUUGUAAUUACCCGUAUAACUCACACAGAUGAAGAUGGAAAUAGUAUUGAUGAAAGUGAAGGGGGUGGUGACCGUAGCCAAGACAGGGACUUGGAAAUGGAAGAGAGAUCUUAA
Molecule: messenger RNA, 1188 nt
Organism: Schizosaccharomyces osmophilus
Lineage: Eukaryota; Fungi; Ascomycota; Schizosaccharomycetes; Schizosaccharomycetales; Schizosaccharomycetaceae
Product: 19S proteasome regulatory subunit Rpn13b
Exons: 3
Coding region: 1-1188 (395 amino acids)
Biological process (GO): ubiquitin-dependent protein catabolic process
Cellular component (GO): proteasome regulatory particle, lid subcomplex; nucleus; cytoplasm
Molecular function (GO): ubiquitin binding; proteasome binding; endopeptidase activator activity
Source: RefSeq, a predicted model, not a curated record